Messenger RNA from Daphnia magna, 648 nucleotides. RefSeq lists its product as uncharacterized. The transcript has 2 exons. The record is from RefSeq and is a predicted model, not a curated record. Gene Ontology annotation, molecular function: nucleic acid binding; zinc ion binding. Bases 1 to 648 code for a protein of 215 amino acids. Lineage: Eukaryota; Metazoa; Arthropoda; Branchiopoda; Diplostraca; Daphniidae.
AUGCCGCCGAAACGGGUUGCUGUAGUUGCCCCAGUAGAUUAUCAUAUUAGGACGCGAAGUGCCUCGAGAACUUUGAUCCCAGUAGUCGUUACCCCUCGAGUAGUUGCAUUGAUCCCCGAUAGCGAUUCAGAAAGUGAAGAGAGGCCUUCACGACGAUUAAAUUUUGAUAUCUCUCCUGUUAGAGAAGAACCGGAACAAGUAAACGUACCGUUAAACAUGGAUCCCGACCUAGCCCAAGCUCUCGCAAAUUUUGCAAAUGGCGCUGCUCAGGAUCGGGCACAGUAUCAGGGGUGCCACGAUGCAUUAAUGAAUCUUCUAGGGGCCCAGCAGCAAGAAAGUGCAGCUUUGCGUGCACUGCCAUCUACGUUGCCACCAGUGCCGAUGCAUCCACCACCGGUUCCGACACCCCUCUCUCCUGCAGCACCACACAUUGAUGUCGGAUCGGAACUGCUGUCAAUCGGAAACCAGAUCGCUGGAUUGACGGAACGACUGAAUGGAUUGACGCUGGGAGGAGGCCAGCGCCAAAUGCAGCGCCAGCCAGAUAAUCGCAGCUGCUUUCAGUGUGGAGCGAUCGGACACAUCAAGAGAAAUUGUCCUCGUGGGGCGGUAAACGGCCAGGCCUCGUCGGCUGGCCCAGGCCAGCGCUGA